CUAAGUCAUAUAGAGAUACAACAUCAAAUGUCCAUAUCCUUAAAUCAUUUGCAAACUUUCAUCUCCUAAGUUUUCUAAUCUCCUUUUCAGGCAAUAAGGAUGGAACUGAGGGCAGAUCUUAGGUCAAUUCUUCAGUAUUUGCCUCUUGUGGCUCAGUCUUCAUCACUAGUUUGGCCACCUUCUGUCGAAGAAGAGCUCCAAACAAUAUCUAGAGGACCGAGUGAGUCAAUGGUUAACUCGGGAGAGGCUCUUGCCUUGCAUAUCACGAAUAUGCGGAAAUCUCUCUCCUUGAAUGCAUCUGAUCUCGCCCCUUAUGCAUUACAAGGGUAUGGUCUUUUCUUUGACAAGAAAAUUUCCAGAGAAGAGUCGGCAAACUUUUUUGGUGAGGUGGUUCCUGCAUUGUGCAGAUUACUUCUCCAGUUACCUUCCAUGUUAGAAAAACACUAUCAGAAGGCAGACCAUGUUCUUGAUGGAGUUAAGUCCGGGCUUCGUCUAUUAGGCCCUCAAGAAGCUGGAAUUGUGUUACUUAGCCAGGAGUUGAUUGCAGCUCUUCUUGCGUGUUCCUUCUUUUGCUUGUUCCCUGAAGUUGACAGAAGCUUAAAGAAUCUUCAAGGAAUCAACUUUAGUGGAUUGUUUUCGUUUCCGUAUAUGCGUCACUGCACGAAGCAAGAAAACAAAAUAAAGUGCCUUAUCCAUUACUUUGGAAGAAUAUGUCGAUGGAUGCCCACCGGCUUUGUUUCAUUUGAGAGGAAAAUUCUUCCACUGGAAUACCAUCCUCACUUUGUUUCUUAUCCCAAGGCUGAUUCGUGGGCUAAUUCUGUCACCCCACUUUGCUCCAUUGAGAUUCACACCUCGGGAGCUAUAGAAGAUCAACCUUGUGAAGCUCUUGAAGUAGAUUUUGCAGAUGAGUAUUUUGGAGGCCUUACUCUGAGUUAUGAUACUCUACAGGAAGAAAUAAGGUUCGUGAUCAACCCGGAACUUAUCGCUGGCAUGAUCUUUUUGCCUCGUAUGGAUGCAAAUGAAGCAAUUGAGAUUGUUGGUGUUGAAAGAUUUUCAGGUUAUACAGGGUAUGGGCCUUCGUUCCAAUAUGCUGGUGAUUACACAGACAACAAGGACUUAGACAUUUUCAGGAGGCGAAAAACAAGAGUCAUAGCUAUAGAUGCCAUGCCUGACCCAGGAAUGGGACAGUACAAACUUGAUGCCCUCAUUCGAGAGGUUAAUAAGGCUUUUAGCGGAUACAUGCAUCAAUGUAAAUAUAAUAUCGAUGUUAAGCAUGAUCCUGAGGCAUCAUCUUCGGUAAGACCACAAUUAUGCUCCAUACAUGAAUUUAGCAUACAUGUUAAGCAUUUUGUUUUUCUUGACUAGACCAAGAUUAAAUUUGUUUUCGCAAAGCAGCAUGUUCCUCUUACAUCAGAUUCUGCGAGCCAAGUUAUAGAAAGCUCUCAUAGAUGGUGUAUCGAUCAUGAAGAGAAAAAGAUUGGUGUAGCUACAGGGAACUGGGGCUGCGGUGUGUUUGGAGGUGAUCCAGAACUAAAGAUCAUGCUUCAGUGGCUUGCCAUUUCACAGUCAGGAAGACCCUUCAUGUCAUACUAUACCUUUGGCCUCCAAGCCUUACAAAAUCUCAAUCAGGUGAUCGAAAUGGUCGCUUUACAAGAAAUGACUGUAGGAGACCUAUGGAAAAAACUAGUUGAGUAUUCUUCAGAGAGGCUCAGCAGAAGAACAUGGCUUGGCUUCUUCUCGUGGCUCAUGACCUCACUGUCUACCUAGAGUAAAAAUUGAGUCAAAGUUAUAUAAAAUACUAUUCUUGUCUGAAUUAUGGGAAAUGUAUUAUCCAUAUCUCUGUUUGUUUCUGACAUAUUAAGUCUAAAGCGUUAGAUUGCUAAUCCAUUGUAGUGAAGUCAAAUAAUACUCAUGAUAUAAAGUCUUUAUGUAAUUUGGUUAGUUCCAAUCUUACGAGGAUUAUAUAUCUUGUGAAACAAAGGUAAGUGGGAAAUAAAACUUGCCAAAAACAAA
Molecule: messenger RNA, 2013 nt
Organism: Arabidopsis thaliana (thale cress)
Lineage: Eukaryota; Viridiplantae; Streptophyta; Magnoliopsida; Brassicales; Brassicaceae
Gene: PARG2
Product: poly(ADP-ribose) glycohydrolase 2
Exons: 10
Coding region: 100-1365 (421 amino acids)
Biological process (GO): carbohydrate metabolic process; regulation of DNA repair
Molecular function (GO): poly(ADP-ribose) glycohydrolase activity
Source: RefSeq, marked reviewed